This is a messenger RNA of Alternaria ethzedia, 822 nucleotides long. RefSeq lists its product as uncharacterized. The transcript has 4 exons. Lineage: Eukaryota; Fungi; Ascomycota; Dothideomycetes; Pleosporales; Pleosporaceae. The coding region runs from base 1 to 822 and encodes 273 amino acids. The record is from RefSeq and is a predicted model, not a curated record.
AUGUAUUCAGACGACCCAAGAUGUACCGAACUCGCGUAUCCCGACCUGGUCAACUUUGGCGUCUCCGUCUUCAUAGUCCUCGGAAUACUCGUAUCCUACCUUCCACAGCACUACAAGAUCAUAUCGCGUCGAUCAUCGCGUGGUCUGAGCCCCAUGUUCGUCCUUUUAGGGACUGUGUCGGGAACCGCUAGCAUCGCGAAUAUCUUGACCCUGCCGGAAAGCACAAGGGAUAUGGGAUGCUUACAGAUCGGGGUGCAGUGGAGUUGUUUCUUCUUCAUCAUGCUACUCUUCCUCAUCUUCUUCCCCCGAGGCAGUUCACCAGCUAUAGAAGAAGAACAAGAUACCGACAUGCCCACAUGGAAAGAGGCCGUCCUCGUCCUAGGUGUUUCGCUCGCCUUCUUCGUCGUCGCAUUCAUCGGCUCCGUCGUUUUCGUAUACGCGCUCCCUUCACACGUUCGCGGAUGGGCAAACUUCCUCGGCUUGCUUGCUACCGUCCUUGCCGCUAUACAAUACAUACCACAGAUCCUCAUGACUUGGAGACUACAGGAAACCGGAAGUCUAUCCAUCCCUAUGAUGUGCAUUCAGACACCGGGGAGCUUCGUCUUUGCCGCAAGUCUAUAUGCGAGGCUAGGACCUGGAGGCUGGAGUGCUUGGGGCUUGUUCAUCUUUACGGGCAUCCUCCAGGGUUUCCUACUCGCUAUGGGUUUGUCUUUCGUUCUGAGAGAUAGAAAGAAGCAGAGAGACCAGCAGCUUGCUGAUGCCGAUGGGAGCGGCGUUGCUGGUGAUAGCGAGCGAGCGCCAUUGCUGCAUGGUGAAAGAUGA